AGGGAGAAAGAGGAGGGACGGAGGCAAAAGAGAAAGAGAGAGAGAGAGGGUGUGAGGCUGAAAGUGUGUGAGUGGAGAGAGAGAGGAACACACAGAGAGGAAAGAGAGAGAGAGAGAGAAAGAGAGAGAGAGAAUCAGCAGCAGUGUGUGUGAGAGGUUGAAGGAUCAUUUCUAUCCCGGCUUGUGUUUUUGGGGGAGACUAAAGAACCUUGUCCGUCUGAGCAUUGUGGGACUGUUUUAUGUUGUUGUUGUCGAGAGAGACGGACCCUUACUCCAGCAUGCUCACUGAGCCUGAGCUACCUCAGGAGUGUAACAGGAUGUCUUCCAAGCGACCAGCCUCUCCAUAUGGGGGGACAGAUGGAGAGGUAACCAUGGCAACCAGCAGACAGCGAGUGGAGGAUGAGGAGAGUGAAGGACUGGGUGGUGUCAUCCACCUCCCCCUGGCCUCCUACUGCGGCAAGGUGUCCCCUCGCUCGCCCCCCAUCCGCAACUUGGACAGCCCCCCCAACAUGGAGCAGGAUGGCACUAAGGGGAGCUCGCUGAGUCCGUACCCCCAGCACAAUGCUACCUCACCGGGCAAAGAGGAGGGCGGAGGCGGCGGGCGGCCCUGCAGCGACGGGGGCUCGGCCGGCGGCACCCUGGGAACCCCGGAGAGACGCAAGGGCAGCCUUGCCGACGUGGUGGACACACUGAAGCAGCGCAAGAUGGAGGAGCUGAUCAAAAACGAGCCAGAAGAGGCCCCCAGCAUUGAGAGGCUGUUGUCAAAGGACUGGAAGGAUAAACUUUUGGCCAUGGGCUCAGGGCACAUCGGAGAAAUUAAAGGUACCCCAGACAGCCUGGCGGAGAAAGAGCGCCAGCUCAUGGGCAUGAUUGGCCAGUUGAGCAGCCUGAGGGAGCAGCUCCUGGCGGCCCACGAGGAGCAGAAGAAGCUGGCCGCCUCACAGAUGGAGAAGCAGAGGCAGCAGAUGGAGCUGGCCAAGCAGCAGCAGGACCAGAUUGCCCGGCAACAGCAGCAGCUUCUGCAGCAGCAACACAAAAUCAACCUCCUGCAGCAACAAAUCCAGCAGGUCCAGGGCCAGCUCCCGCCGCUGAUGAUUCCCGUCUUUCCUCCAGACCAGCGGACUCUGGCGGCGGCUGCAGCCCAGCAGGGCUUCCUAAUGCCCCCUGGCUUCAACUACAAGCCUGGCUGCAGUGACCCCUACCCUCUCCAGCUCAUCCCCACAACGAUGGCCGCCGCUGCAGCCGCCACACCAGGCCUGGGACCCCUCCAGCUCCAGCAGUUGUAUGCCGCCCAGCUGGCAGCCAUGCAGGUCUCCCCGGGGGCCAAGCAGCACGGAGGCAGCCUCCCUCCUCAGGCCAACCUGGGCACACACUCCCCACCCACCAACACACACCCACAGAGCGACAAGGGCCGCAGCUCCCCGCCACCCAACAAGACCAAGGACAGUGAGGGUGCACAGCCACUGAACCUGUCGGCCAAGCCUAAGGCAUCCGAGAGCAAGUCACCCAACUCCCCCCCAACUUCCCCACAGGUCCCUGCUGCUGCUGCCGCCACCAAGCUGGGCCCCGCCGGCUCCAUGAAGCACAGCGUUGCCCCCUCCAGCAUUGGAGGACCGCCGACCAGAGUCAGCUCGAUAGCAGACUUGUUGUCGUCGCUGUCCUCAACAGCCUACCUGAAUGACCACGAGGCGGUGACCAAGGCCUUCGCCGAGGCCCGGCAGAUGAAGGAGCAGCUGAAGCGGGAGCAGCAGGUCCUGGACGCCAAGGUGGCCGCCGUCAGCAACCUCAGCCUCAAUAACGGCCGCUCAGACAAGGACAAAGCUGCCUUGGAGAGUCUGAGUCAACAGCUGAAGCAGCAGGCGGAGGACAAGUUCAGCCACGCCAUGCUGGACUUCACCAUGAGCGGAGACUCUGACGGCUCCCCUAGCGUGUCUGACUCUAGAAUAUUUCGCGAGGCUCGGGGUCGGAGCAGCAACGAGCCGCACAUUAAGCGGCCGAUGAACGCCUUCAUGGUUUGGGCCAAGGACGAGCGGCGAAAGAUCCUCCAGGCCUUCCCUGACAUGCACAACUCCAACAUCAGCAAGAUCCUCGGCUCCCGCUGGAAAGCCAUGACCAACCUGGAAAAGCAGCCCUACUACGAGGAGCAGGCUCGCCUCAGCAAGCAGCACCUGGAAAAGUACCCCGACUACAAGUACAAGCCGCGGCCCAAACGCACCUGCCUGGUCGACGGCAAGAAGCUGCGCAUCGGCGAGUACAAGGCCAUCAUGAGGUCCCGCAGACAAGAAAUGAGGCAAUACUUCAGCGUGGGGCAGCAGGGCCAGCUGCCCCUGUCCUCUGCAGGCGUGGUUUACCCCGGCGCCCUGUCAAUGGCGGGGAUGCCGUCGCCCCAGAUGCCCUCGGAGCACUCGAGCAUGUCCAGCAGCCCUGAGCCCAACGCCAACCACCACCAGAACCCCCACAUGCCCGGCCUGAAGGGCGACGAGCCACGAAUCAAGGAGGAGGAGCUGCGGUUAGACGACAGCAACGGCGACGUGUACGACGACUUCGACUAUGAGGACGAAGAGGCCGACUACGCCAGCGACAACGAGAACCACAUCACCCAAUAGGACGGCGCUGGAAUCCAUGCCGCCCGCUUUUGAAGCCAAUCACUGCUGGUUUAAAUCACACAAUCCCACCAAUCAGGAAGGAAACUUUUGCCAAUCACCUUGAGAACCGAUUUCCCCCCCCCCCUUUAGAACGCCACCCGUCGUCCCUCCUGACUAACAUGGACUCUUUAACGGAGCCAAACCUUCCCCCUGUCUCCCGCCGGAGUCCUGAUACCAGCAUCUGAUCAAUCAACUGAAGCACAGGACCUGUCACUCACACUGACUGUUACACGAACUGGGACAGAGGCAGAGAAGCCGGUUUCUGAAGGAAUAUUCGAGUACUACUGCAGGAGUGUAACGCCACGAGUGAGGAAAACUUUAAAAAAUUUGCUCUCAGAAAGCCAACCUUUUAGCCCCGUUUGUAGAAAAAAGGAGACAUUUCAAAAAUGAAAAACAGUGGACCUGUCAAAGGCGAACAGAUGACACUUUAAGAUGGCGGACCUGUUUAUUAUCAAGAGACACUUUUAAAAAAAAACAGCUUUUUUGUUCUUUGGUUCUAUAAUAUUCUCACUCAGGUACACGGUGCCAAUAAGUGGCUUGUGAAUGUGAUUUGUUGUUUUUGUGCUACAAGUUUGAAUAAUAAUAGAAAAAAGAGACAUUUCUUUUUUCCCCUUUUUUUGUUGUAAAGCACCUGAACGACAUCAGACGUUUAUUUUUAACAAAAAGAUAUCUUUUUUUUUUCUUCAACCUCGCAGCGUGCUGUCAGCGGUUCCUCCCCUGAUUCCUCUUUUUUUUCAUUUGUGUUUUCGUGACCAACCCCAACUUUCCCCCCUGUUUUGGAAUCCAAUGGGACGGUCCAGGCAGGACUGACCAAGCACAGCGUGGACUGUCCCAAAUGAAAAAAAGGGGUGGGGGAGUCUCUCUCUUCUGGAGCAGAAACGAAAGCACUGUGUUGUGAGACAAUCUUUCUUCUCGCUCCGUCCCUCUGAUUUUUUUCCUGAUCUCGUCCAGGGCAAAAACAACAUCGGUAGCUGGAAAGAAAAAAAAAGUGUGUGUCCGUGUGCGCUCAUUGGCUUCUUUUUUUGUUUUUGUUUUUAGUGCAAAAAAAGACAAAAGAAGCAAGUAAUGAUUUGCCGCACACUAACACACUACUGUUGUUCUGUCCGUCAGUGUUUUUCCCUCCAAUCAUGUCGUCCUGCUGUAACCCAGUGGGCGGAGCCGAGGCGAAGUCAGCCAGUCAGUGUUUCCGUUUGUAUUUGAAUACUGUAUUUUAUUAUUUUUCUCUUCAAAACUGCCUCUAGUCUAAUAAUAUUAUUAACAAUAAUUAUAAGGAUGGUCAGCGUUUCCUAAGUUUAGUAAGUUAUGUACAGUAUAAUUUAUUUUUCUCCUCUUUAUUGGGUUUUUAUGACCAUAUGAAACUAUGACAGUCAAUGAAACAUUAUUCUAUUUAGCUGGUAGGUAUUUAGAUCUAAACUAAAGUUGCUUUUUUUGUUCCCUUCCUUUGCUAUUUUGUAUUAAUCGUGCGGACGGGUGGGCUUGACGCCAGCCCUUCUUUUUGUUUUUUUUUUCAUGUCCAAACCCAUUUCUAAGAAGCACUCAGACUCUGAGGAAAAAGAAGAACAUGUUUUUUUUAAUUAUUAUUAUUAAUUGUUAUUAUUAUUUUAUUUGUAAUGAUUAUCAUAAUGUAUAAUGUGAAAGUUUCCUCUUUUUUUUAAAAUUUUGUUUUCUGUGAACAAAGAGACCCCCAUCCCCUUGUUUUUAAUACUCUGGCCGCCCCCAGACGCAGUGGAACAUCCUUUAGAUUCGGAUCCACAUACAUGCACAUAAGCAACAUUUGAAAAUUAAGAGAUUAUCAUGACAACCAAACAAAUCCUAUGCUGUCCUUUUCUCCCCCAUUUUAAAAUCCUGUACAUAUAUCGUGUGAUUGCAGUGAUUUGAUUUUAUUUUUUUUGCUAAAUCAUAGGAAAGCAGUGUUUACUGUGAUCCGCUGAGGAUGUUCCACUGUGUGACCAGGCCAAUCUUUUACAGUAUCUUUAUCUCAUCAGGAGCCCUUUUGCUUUGUUUGAGCUCCACGUGAUGCUACAGGAGCCAUGACUACUCUUCAGGUGUGCCGUCACAUAGUGAUCCCCCCCUAAACUCACAAUCAUUUAUUCUCGCUAUAGGUGUUUUUGCUACAUAUCAAGCUUCUGGGUCUUAAUUUUUUUGCUGUAUAGUCACAUAAACAUUGUUUAAACCCCCAUGCUGGAGAGAGGGGAUCCAUUUCAGGAGGGUGGGUGGGGCAUUAGGGCAUCAAUCAUCCCUGCUGGCAAGGUCUUACCCCCAUAUCAAGACAAUGAGAAGUGAUAAUGAUAUUAUUUAAGACAAUCAAAGUCAUGAGUGGAGCUCAAAACAAAGUUAUUACAAGAAAAAAACGAAAAAUAUCUUACCAUCUCAACUUGAAAAAUCAAGAAAGAUAAUUAUGUAAAUAUAACAUAGAGUUAUAGAUUUAUAUUUUGUUCAUAACACAGUGUAAUAUAAGUUGUAUAUUUCUUUUUUUCUCUCCCUACUGUCUCUUUUAUUGAUGUUAUCCAUGCCACAGAAAAAGCAAAGAGUCGCAGUGCUCUCACAAAAAAAAAUUUGAAGAAAAAUAUCAAAGAAAUAAAGAAAAACAGAAAAAAAAAAAAGCCGUGGGCUGCCACCACCAUCUGUUCUAAGUUCACUUUUUUUCAGUAUUACUGCCAGACAAGGCUCUAAUAAAGA
Messenger RNA from Acanthochromis polyacanthus (spiny chromis), 5324 nucleotides. RefSeq names its product SRY-box transcription factor 5 (gene sox5). The record is from RefSeq and is a predicted model, not a curated record. Gene Ontology annotation, molecular function: DNA-binding transcription factor activity, RNA polymerase II-specific; RNA polymerase II cis-regulatory region sequence-specific DNA binding. Gene Ontology annotation, biological process: regulation of transcription by RNA polymerase II; positive regulation of chondrocyte differentiation; cell fate commitment. The transcript is spliced from 15 exons. NCBI's taxonomy places the organism in Eukaryota, Metazoa, Chordata, Actinopteri, Pomacentridae. Gene Ontology annotation, cellular component: nucleus. Bases 240 to 2606 code for a protein of 788 amino acids.